CCAGAGUGGAGGCCGUACACAGCAGAGCCUCUGGCACUGUGCCAGACAGCACUGCCAGAGCUAGAGUGAACAGGGAGAGAGAGGGGGUGAGAGGAGUGGACUGAGAGAGUUUGAGCAGGGGAGGAGAAAGAGUGAGAGGGGUAAGGGGAGAGAAGGAGAUGGAGAGUGAGUUUGUAUAUUUAGAGGAAACAUGAGCAUCGGGAACCAACCUUGCUCUGUGGAGAUUUGAGAAUUGCUCUUAUCUUUAGGUGUGAGAAUUCCUUUUUUUCUUUUACAUAAGACAGAGAGUUUUGAGAGGGCGUGGCAAAUUUUCAGUUUUAUACAUCUGUAUCGGAGAACGAUUGCUAUUUUGUUUUCAUAGUGAUCUCAUGAUUGAUUCGCAAUUGGUGCUUUGGAGAAGGACAGAGCUCAAAUCUGUGAUCUUUCCAAACAUAGCUGCUGUUUGCUUUCUGGACUGUGCGGCUUGACUCUCACUCUCUCUCUCUCACACACACACACACACACACACCUGUUGGUGAGGAUCCCCUGUGAGUGCAGCCAUGGGUGUAUGCACAGUUGUUGCCUGAGUGGAUCAGAGGAUCUGUGUGUCUGAACAGCAGCUUUCUGGACACCUCAGUGGAUGGUACUGUAAAGGCACGACCUGCCCAUCCUGUCCUGUCCCAUCCUCAUUCGGGUAGAGUCUGAAGAAAUGUCAUCCUUCUACCCACGCACCAAGGAACUGUCUCGCACUAGGAAGUCACUGUCCGAAUCUCCACCCUCCUCUCCGUCACCCACCGCCAAGAACUUCAGACAUGACAGGAUAUCAAGGUUGGACUCCAGUGGGGCAGACAGCAGCUCAGACCGACCGCUGGGCCGCACCAGCUCCUACACACGCAGGGAGACCAGGCUGGCAGCUCUCAACAAGCAGGAGGAUGACACCAGUCCCAGAGACUACAAGAAGAUGUACGAGGAGGCUUUGACAGAGAAUGAGAAGCUCAAGUCCAGGCUGGACGACAGUAAACAGGAGCUGGCCAAGAUCAGAACACAGCUGGAGAAAGUCACCCAGAAACAGGACAGGAUAUCUGAAAGAUCCAGUGUACUAGAAUCAGAAAAAAGGGAAAAACAGGUUCUUGAGAAGAGAGUGACAGACAUGGAGGACGAGUUGAAGGUCCUGACAGAGCUGAAAUCUGACAACCAGAGACUGAAGGAUGAGAACGGGGCUCUGAUCCGAGUCAUCAGCAAACUGUCCAAGUGAAGAAGAGAAGAGAUCACAUCCAGAAGCUCACUCACCGCCUUGACAUGUCACAUUCAUGUUCACAGUGUUACCCAGUGCUGCUCAGGUGUGUCGUGAGGAACCUUGCCCAGGUACAAACCCCAGUUCCUAGCCCCUCUCUUCUUAUGGCAAAGUCAUUCAUUCACCCACCAUGAACUUCAAAGGGUAAUAUGGAACUGGGGAUUAUUCCAUGCAGGGUUUUCAGGCCUCACUCCUAGAGAAGGUAAUGAGUGAAGGGUUCUGUUAUUUUAUCAUGGGGUACAUAGAUCAGUACUUAGAUCAGUGUUUAUCAUGCCAACAUCCCCUGGCUUCACAUGUAUUAGUUUCUCUAUUGUGCACUGCAAAUGCUUCUUCCUGUGGUAUUUUUGUCAACAAUGGAGUAGGGACAUAUAACUACUGAUCAGUAUUAUGUUUAUAAAUAUAUAAUCGUAAAAAUAUUUGCUGAAAUUCCAUGACAGUAUUAUUACAGUUUGAUCUAACUAGUAUUAUACCUCCCUACAUUGUCAAAUAGGCACAUGAAUUGGAAUGACACAAACAUAAAAUACCUGAUCAUUGGCAUGUUAGUGAUCACAGGUGUUGUUGAAUGAUUAGAAUGUAACUAAGUUCAGCCCAAUGCUACAAUGUCCUUUUAUAGACACUGCUUGUCUAAGCUGCUCACCAGCUUUUUCCAGAUUUAAGUGUGGUCGCCAGCGUAAGAAUAUAAAAUCUCACACUUGUUGGAUAUGUUUUGGAAUAUUUUUGUAUUUAUUUGUGCAUUUUGCUUAUAAUCUUUCUACAUCCUUAGUCAGGUAAAAUGUAUUUUUACUUGUAAUACUCUUAUAUGUUUUUUUCAAUAGUGGCUUUGGAAACCAAAUAGAGCUGCAUGUGAUUAUACGAAUGCUGUCUUUUAUCAUUGCCAGUAAAACAGGUCUGAUGGCCCGGGGACCAACUCUCUAGGCCCAUCUGUAUGUACAAUAUAUUACACAUGCCUUCCUCAAGGACCAAUACAGCUAUCUCUUUACAUGAUGUUGUAAAUAAUAAGGAAAGAUGCAGCUUUGUGUCUAUAUCAAAGCAACUACAGUGGACAAUGUAUUUUAAGAGAGCGAAAAGCUGAGAUGGUAUUGCUGUUGUUUGAUCACAUGCUUGAUAAACUAUAUCGGUGGAAAAUGG
This is a messenger RNA of Osmerus eperlanus (European smelt), 2401 nucleotides long. Its product is annotated as protein phosphatase 1 regulatory subunit 12B-like. The transcript has 7 exons. NCBI's taxonomy places the organism in Eukaryota, Metazoa, Chordata, Actinopteri, Osmeriformes, Osmeridae. Gene Ontology annotation, molecular function: phosphatase regulator activity; enzyme inhibitor activity; protein kinase binding. The record is from RefSeq and is a predicted model, not a curated record. Bases 689 to 1234 code for a protein of 181 amino acids. Gene Ontology annotation, cellular component: cytoplasm; A band; Z disc.